Messenger RNA from Alosa alosa (allis shad), 1790 nucleotides. It is a transcript of the gene mdh1aa, whose product is annotated as malate dehydrogenase 1Aa, NAD (soluble). Bases 294 to 1346 code for a protein of 350 amino acids. The record is from RefSeq and is a predicted model, not a curated record. Gene Ontology annotation, cellular component: cytosol; mitochondrion. Gene Ontology annotation, molecular function: L-malate dehydrogenase (NAD+) activity. The transcript is spliced from 9 exons. NCBI's taxonomy places the organism in Eukaryota, Metazoa, Chordata, Actinopteri, Clupeiformes, Clupeidae. Gene Ontology annotation, biological process: oxaloacetate metabolic process; malate metabolic process; tricarboxylic acid cycle.
CAUAAUCAGAAAUGGGUGGCAAGAUUACUUGCAUUCACUCUAUUUUCGUCCACUAAAGCUCAUUAACGACCUGAUGUACAGUAGAUUGGCAGCAACCGUCUGAUUGGCGAGAGAGAUAUACUAGCCUAGGCUACUACAGAGACAGCAACUGCAUAACGGUUCGCGUUUCCCUCCGGUACGCUCACGUUACCAGGUUGUGGUACGCACUUUUUGUGUGUUCCAAAAGCCCUACAACUCUGCACUGUUGGCAAGGACAGUCAAACGGACAAGAGAAGGACAGGGACGGACUCACUAUGUUGACGUUGCUGACAGCUAUGUACUUGGUGGUGCGGGCGGCUUCGUCGGAGGCCGAACCAAUCCGCGUCCUGGUCACCGGCGCUGCCGGGCAGAUCGCCUACUCUCUGCUGUACAGCAUCGCCAAGGGAGAUGUCUUCGGCAAAGACCAGCCAAUCAUCCUGGUGCUUUUGGACAUCCCGCCCAUGCUGCCCGUUUUGGAUGGGGUCGUCAUGGAGCUGCAGGAUUGUGCUCUCCCGCUUCUGAGGGAGGUCAUUCCCACUGACAAGGUGGAGGUGGGCUUCAAGGACCUGGAUGCCGCCAUCCUGGUGGGCUCCAUGCCCAGGAAGGAGGGCAUGGAACGCAAGGACCUGCUGAAGGCCAACGUGGCCAUCUUCAAGACCCAGGGCGCCGCCCUGGACAAGUACGCCAAGAAGACCGUCAAGGUUCUGGUCGUGGGAAAUCCCGCUAACACCAACUGCCUCAUCGCCUCCAAGUCUGCUCCCUCCAUCCCCAAGGAGAACUUCUCCUGCCUCACCCGCCUGGACCACAACAGAGCCCGCUCCCAGGUGGCCAUCCGUGUCGGCGUGUCCUCUGAUGACGUGAAGAACGUCAUCAUCUGGGGAAACCACUCCUCCACCCAGUACCCUGACGUCCACCACUGCAAGGUCAACGUGCACGGCAAAGAGAUGGCCGCCUUCGACGCCAUCAAGGAUGACGCCUGGCUCAAGGGAGACUUUAUCUCGACGGUGCAGCUGCGCGGUGCCGCUGUGAUCAAGGCCAGGAAGCUGUCCAGCGCCAUGUCUGCUGCCAAGGCCAUCUGUGACCACAUGAGAGACAUCUGGUUUGGCACCCCCGAGGGCGAGUGGGUGUCCAUGGGUGUCUAUGCUGGUGGAAACUCCUACGGGGUCCCUGAAGACCUCAUGUACUCAUUCCCCGUAAUGAUCAAGAACAAGACCUGGACGGUGGUGGAUGGCCUGUCCAUCAAUGACUUCUCCAAGGGCAAGAUGGAUGCCACCGCUGCCGAGCUGGUGGACGAGCGCGACACAGCCGUCGCCUUCCUGGGAGUGUGACUGCCUCCGCCGACCUCAGCCCCGCAGCGACCCGUAGACACCCAGAAGCCUCCCCGCUCACAGCUGUGAACCUCCACGUCAUGUCGCUGCCCGUGUGUGAGUGUGUUUGUGUGUUUGUACGUGUGUACACACGUGUUUGUGUGUGUGUGUGAGAGAGAUCAACUGUAUGUGUGUGGAUGAGUGUGUCUGUGUAGAGCUGAGGGAUGGUAUUCCUUCAUCUCUCUCCAUGUAUUUGUUUUUGUGUGUAUUUCACUUACCAGACAACAAACGUAACAUUUAAGAUCUGUAAGAUACAAAACAAAAAACUCCAACUCCUGCAGGAUUUGAUCGGGCGACACAACAAUAGGGAAUGUCCCUUUGAAAGAUGAACGCACAUAGUUUCCCCGAUCACUGUAACAAUACCUGUUGUUCAACAACAAUAAUAAAAAAACAAUAUGAAAACAA